Messenger RNA from Zingiber officinale, 339 nucleotides. RefSeq lists its product as uncharacterized. The transcript has a single exon. Bases 1 to 339 code for a protein of 112 amino acids. The record is from RefSeq and is a predicted model, not a curated record. Lineage: Eukaryota; Viridiplantae; Streptophyta; Magnoliopsida; Zingiberales; Zingiberaceae.
AUGGCCGCCCAGGUCUUGCGCCCCUACGACAUCCUUCAGCCCCGCAGCAGGCCCGCCGCGAACCCUAACCCUAGGCCGCAGCAGCGACGCUCUUCCCUGGGAAAGCAGCGGGAGCGGUUGCCGAAGCCAGCGAAAGCCCCCGUACACGCGAAAGGUGCCGCCUUGGGUCGGCCGCACACUCCCCGGAAAGCAGCGGAAGUCUACGCCGGGUCGGGGUUCGCGAACUCGCCGGCCCCCAGCGCGCUGCCGCUGCCGCGGUUCUCCUCGAAGAAGGACGCGCCGGCGGUGGGCGAGUACUUGGCCACCAUGGCCCUGAGGCGAAUGCUUCGACUGGAGUAG